AUGGCCAAACGUUUUGCACGUUACCUCAAAGGUACGGCGGCGCUCAAGAUCCCCAUGAAGCCCGAGUAUGAUGGGGACGGGACGAUGCGGCUCGAGGCAUUCAGCGACGCAGACUACGCUGCCGAUAAGUCCGACAGAAAGUCAGUGACUGGCGGCGUGGUGCGCCUGAACCGCAUGGCCGUGAGCUGGAGCGCACGAAAACAAGGAGGCGUCGCGCUGUCGACAAUGGAGGCCGAGUUCGUCGCGGCAAGCGAGGUCGCGCGCGAAGUGCUCGGACUGCGCGAGAUGUUGCGCGAAGUGGGACUCGAGCCGGCGCUCCCGAUGCAGCUGCACGUUGACAACCAAGCGGCGAUCAGCCAGAUCGCCGGCGAGGCGUCGUCGCUGAAGGCGAAACACGUGGACGUUCGGCUCAAGUUCCUCUGCGACUUCGCGCGUCGUGGUGUCGUAGUGGCGAUCUACGUGCGGUCGGAGCAAAUGCUGGCGGACCUCAUGACGAAGGCUCUGGACGCGACAAAGCUGAGAACGUUGCGCGAGCUCAUGUGCAUCGGCUAG
Molecule: messenger RNA, 552 nt
Organism: Peronospora matthiolae
Lineage: Eukaryota; Oomycota; Peronosporomycetes; Peronosporales; Peronosporaceae
Source: the annotation of a GenBank genome assembly